Messenger RNA from Solea solea (common sole), 25027 nucleotides. RefSeq names its product dystonin (gene dst). Bases 176 to 24187 code for a protein of 8003 amino acids. Gene Ontology annotation, cellular component: intermediate filament; hemidesmosome; focal adhesion. Lineage: Eukaryota; Metazoa; Chordata; Actinopteri; Pleuronectiformes; Soleidae. Gene Ontology annotation, biological process: wound healing; cytoplasmic microtubule organization; hemidesmosome assembly. The record is from RefSeq and is a predicted model, not a curated record. Gene Ontology annotation, molecular function: microtubule binding; calcium ion binding; structural molecule activity. The transcript is spliced from 105 exons.
UGCUUGAUGAAUGUGAGAGCUGGAGUGUGUAUAAUAGUCAUAAUAGAGGUUUGGAUGGUGCUUCAGAGUAGGGACUGUGCUGUAGUGUAGUGUAGUGUAGUGUUGAAGUGGCAGCAGAGAGGAGACAGCUGCUGUCUGAGGCUGCGGCUCAUCCUGUCCUACAUCUCGCCUUAGGAUGAUCGCUGCGGCGUUUUUGGUGCUGCUCAGGCCCUACAGUAUUCAAUGUGCGCUGCUUUUACUGCUGCUUUUGCUCGGGACCAUUGCAACAAUUUUGUUUUUCUGCUGCUGGCACCGCAGGCUGCGUAAUGGAAAGCAUCCAAUGAAAUCCGUGCUCUCCGGACGCUCCAGGAGCCGCAUUGGCCUGCGAACGCACCAUUUUCGAUCAGAGGGUUUCAGGCACAGCCCACGACACGCAAGAAGGAGCAUACAUGCUCGGGUGACGGAGGACAAACACAAACUGGUCGAGCUUCCUGAAAGUGAACCAGAUACACCCUCCAAUCUAAGGAAACGCAAAGUGAAGAAGAGAGUCCUGCCAGAAUUUUACCAGUCUGUACAAGUCACGCCCACACGCAAACCCCAGAGCUCCAGCUCGGGGAAUCCUUCCCUGCACUGCUCCAUGUCUUCAUCGGCGGAUUUCUCAGACGACGAUGACUACAGCAUCAAAUCCGGCUCGGCAUCACCGGCUCCCGGGGACACUUUACCAUGGAACCUGCCCAGACACGAGCGAUCCAAGAGGAAGAUCCAGGGAGGAUCUGUGCUCGACCCGGCGGAGAGGGCAGUGCUCCGGAUCGCAGAUGAAAGAGACAGAGUGCAGAAGAAGACAUUUACAAAAUGGAUUAACCAACAUCUGGUGAAGGUACGGAAGCAUAUAAACGACCUGUAUGAAGAUUUGCGAGAUGGACAUAACCUGAUCUCACUGCUGGAGGUUUUGUCUGGAGACAAAUUGCCAAGGGAGCGUGAUUUUCUGAAGACAUUGCGGUUGGUGAGUGGGACAGACGCAUGUGCAGUUGAGCAGCAUGGCGACACGGUGGAUGAUGAUGAUAAGGGGCCUCGGGAAAGGGGGAGGAUGCGCUUCCACAGACUCCAGAAUGUACAAAUAGCACUGGAUUAUUUAAAGAGGCGGCAGGUCAAACUUGUAAAUAUCAGGAACGAUGACAUCACAGAUGGGAACCCAAAACUGACCCUGGGACUGAUCUGGACCAUAAUUCUGCACUUUCAGAUCUCGGAGAUCCAUGUGACUGGAGAGUCCGAGGACAUGACGGCCAAGGAGAGGCUGCUGCUCUGGUCCAAGCAGAUGACAGACGGCUACGUAGGCGUACGAUGUGACAACUUCACGACCUCGUGGAGAGACGGGAGGCUGUUUAACGCUAUCAUUCAUAAAUACAGGCCAGACCUGAUUGACAUGAGUCGCGUAUCGACACAAACCAACCGCUCAAAUUUAGAGAAUGCAUUUUGUGUCGCGGAACAACUGGGAGUGGCCAGAUUGCUGGACCCUGAGGACGUAGAUGUUCAGUGUCCUGAUGAAAAGUCGGUCAUCACGUACGUCUCAACACUGUACGACUCCUUCCCCAAAGUACCUGAUGGCGUCGAUGGAAUCAGCCCUAAUGAUGUGGAUAUCAAAUGGGUGGAGUACCAGAACAUGAUCAAAUACCUCAGCCAGUGGAUCAAACACAAUGUGGCCAUGAUGUCAGAUAGAUCAUUCCCCAACAAUCCUGUGGAACUCAAGGCACUUUAUACACAGUAUCUGCAGUUUAAAGAAAAUGAAAUCCCACUGAAAGAGAACGAGAAGACAAAGAUCCAAAAUCUCUACAAAAUGCUCGAGGUGUGGAUCGAGUUUGGACGUAUUCACUUACCCCCGGGUCAUCAUCCCAAUGAUGUGGAGAAGGAAUGGGGUAAACUGAUUGUUGCCAUGCUGGAAAGGGAGAAGUGCCUGAGGCCUGAGGUGGAAAGGCUUGAGAUGUUGCAGCAAAUCGCCAACAGGGUUCAGCGAGACUGCGUUAAUGGAGACGACAAGCUGGCAUUGGCACGGAUAGCCCUACAGUCUGAUGCAAAACGUCUUGAGUCUGGAAUUCAGUUUCUACACGAGGCUGAGAUCGCUGGUUACUUGUUAGAGUGUGAAAACAUCCUCAGACAACAAGUGAUGGACAUCCAACUUCUCCUGGAUGGAAAAUUCCCCUUUGCAGAUCAACUCGUCCAAAGGGUUUCAAAACUUCGGGAUGACCUGCUAAGUCUGCGAGCUGAGUGUUCCUCUGUGUACAGCAAAGGCCGAACACUGACAACAGAACAAACCAAAAUGAUGAUCUCAGGCAUUACACAAAGCCUGAACUCCGGCUUCUCCCAGAACUUUGGCACAAACCUGACACCGGUCCUCACUCCCGCAAUCACCCCAGGAGGUCUGAGUACUCCUGGGUCCACAUUCACCUCCAGCCUUACACCAUCCUUGACCCCUGGCCUGCAGCCGUCUUCAGUCCAGAGCUACAUGGGUAGUGGGGGUGUCAUGGACCCUGGCAGCCUCAGGCAGUUGAAACACAUGCAGAUCCGCAAGCCCUUACAGAAAUCCUCACUGGCAGACUCCAACAUGACAGAAGAGGAGGUCAACAUGAAAUAUGUUCAGGACCUCCUGGUCUGGGUGGAAGAGAUGCAAGUGCAGCUGGACCGUUCUGAGUGGGGAUCUGAUUUACCGAGUGUGGAAACACAUUUAGAAACUCACAAAAGUGUCCAACGAGCCAUUGAAGAAUUUCAAAUUAGUCUUAAAGAUGCCAGACUGAGUGAAAUUCAGAUGACCAUUCCUCUGAAACUGACGUAUUCAGACAAACUGAACCAACUAGAAAAACAGUAUGAAAGACUAUUGAGCUGUUCAAGAGAGCGACAAAGCAACCUGGAGAGCCUGUACGACUUCGUGUCACAUGCCACUCAGGAGCUCAUCUGGCUGAAUGAGAAGGAGGAAGAAGAGGUCGCCUUUGAUUGGAGUGAUCGCAACAGCAGCGUCUCCAAGAAAAGAGACUACCAUGCUGAGCUGAUGAUGGAGCUGGAGGAAAAGGAGGAAGUGAUCAAGUCGGUACAGGAUAAGGCAGAACGCCUCAUGUUCAAGAACCACCCGGCCAAGAUAACUAUAGAAGCGUACAGAGCUGCCAUGCAGACACAGUGGAGCUGGAUUUUACAACUGUGCUCAUGUGUAGAACAGCAUCUGAAGGAGAAUGCUGUUUAUUUUGAGUUUUUUAGCGACGCCAAAGAGUCCAUGGACUACCUUAGGAACCUGCAGGAGUCCAUUCAAAGGAAAUACAGCUGUGAUCGAUCAAGCAGCCUACACAGACUGGAGGACCUAAUUCAGGAGUCCAUGGAUGAGAAAGAGCAGCUCCUUCAGUACCGCAGCACUGUAGCUGGUUUAGUGGGCAGGGCUAAAAAUAUUGUGCAGCUCAGACCCAGGAACCCCGAAAGCCUCGUGAGAUCCUCCCUCCCCGUAAAAGCCAUCUGUGAUUAUCGUCAAAUAGAGAUCACCAUUUACAAAGAUGAUGAGUGCAUAUUGGCCAAUAACUCUCACCGAGCCAAGUGGAAAGUCAUCAACCCUGCGGGGAAUGAGGCCAUGGUGCCGUCUGUGUGUUUCACUGUGCCGCCCCCCAACAAAGAGGCUGUUGAGAAGGCAACAAGAACGGAGCAGUUAUACCAGAAUGUCCUGGCCCUGUGGCACCACUCACACAUCAACAUGAAGAGUGUGGUCUCUUGGCAUUACCUAAUGGCUGACAUACGAGCCAUCCGCAACUGGAAUGUGGCCUCAAUAAAGACCAUGUUACCUGGUGAGCAUCAGCAGGUCUUGAGCAACCUGCAGUCCCACUUCGAUGAAUUCCUAGAUGACAGCAAGGAGUCUGAGGUGUUCACGUUGGCGGACCGCACCCAGCUGGAGAGAGACGUCGCGGCCUGCAAGGAAUACUACCAGGAACUGCUGAGAUCUGCAGAGAGAGAGGAACAUGAGGAAUUGGUGUACAAUAAUUACAUCUCCGAAAUACGCAACUUCCGCAUGCAUCUGGAGGCCCACGAAGAACAUCUGAUCAGGCAAAUCCGCACACCGCUGGAGAGGGACGACCUGGAGCAGAGUCUCCAGCGCAUCACAGAGCACGGGAGGAAGACCGCAGAGCUGAACAAACUGAAGGAGGAUCUUGAUGUCAUGAAGGAGAAGUGUGAGCUGUUCCUCAGACAAGCCGCAGUUUCCCCGUCUGUACCGACGCUUUCUUCUGAACUCACGGUCCUUAUUCAGAGCAUGAGCCAAGUGUACUCCAUGUCAUCCAUUUAUAUGGACAAACUGAAAACCGUGAGCUUAGUGGUGAAGCACAGCCAGAGUGCAGAGGCGCUGGUCAAGUUUUAUGAAUCCAAACUGUAUGUGGAAGACGCCAUGAACUCGGAUGUCAAAUCCAUUGAGACUGUCAUUUCAACUCUGAAGCAAUGGCGGACAGAGAUUGAUGAGAAACAAGAGGUGUUCCAUGACAUGGAGGAUGAGCUCAAGAGAGCUCGACUAAUCAGCGACCGCAUGUUCAAGGCCCACAACGAGCGCGACUUCGACCUCGACUGGCACAAGGAAAAAGCUGAUCAGCUGAGCGAACGGUGGCAGAACAUUCACUCCCAGAUUGACAGCAGGCUUCGGGACCUGGAUGGUAUCAACAAGUCUCUGAAGAACUAUAGAGACACUUACAGUUGUCUCGAUGAAUGGGUUAGAGAAAUGGAAGCAGCACAGCUCAAGGCCCAAGAAAACAAACCUGAAGACAGCAAGGCACUGGCUGAGCUGUUAAACAAACAGAAGGUCCUUGUCGCUGAAAUUGAACAAAAACAGAGCAGAAUUGAUGAAUGUCAGAAAUACUCGGAGCAGUACUCUUCUGCCAUUAAGGAUUAUGAACUUCAGCUGAUGACCUUCAGUGCAAUGGUUGACUCCCAACACAAAUCUCCACUGAAGAAACGGAGGAUGCAGAGCUCUUCUGAUGCCAUUCAGCAGGAGUUCAUGGAUCUCCGAACCCGCUACACUGCUCUUGUUACUCUAAUGACUCAGUAUGUGAAGUUUGCCAGCGAAACACUGAAGAGGACUGAAGACGAAGAGAGAUCUGUUGAUGAGGAGAAGAGAGAGCACGGUGAUAAAGUUAGCAAACUAUUGCACUGGACCAAACAGACCCUGAACACUGAUGGUAAUGCUGUGAAAGAUAGCAAUGCCAACACAGAUGCUUCUAAUAAACCCCAGGUGUCAGUUGAGGAAAUGGUCACUAAGAAGGAACAAAUAGCAGAAGCCCUGAGGACCACACAAAUGAUGCUUAACAAACACAGUGACAGAAUGACAGAGGAGGAAAGAGAGAAGGCCCAGGAGCAGCUGAAGUCACUCAACCAGGCGUUCAGUGAACUCUCCCAACAGUGUUUGGAUCAGACAACCUCUGCAGAAGAGGUUUUCAAUCCCAGUGAUGAGACUGGUUGGCUUUGGACUGGAACCAAUAGUUCCCUGACUGAUGAUAUAACAGAGGCCCAACUCAUGAUCUGUGAUGAUUCCAUACAUGAUCACAUAUACAAGUUCACGCUGGAUGACUUCUCAGAGAUGAGUGAUGCAAAUAGGUGCAUACAGACUUCAUACUUUUCCUCUGUCUCCCUCUCUGAUGUAGCGGCAGCUAGGAAAGGGCCCAAUUGUGAAGACCUGGUUGUCAAGGUGAUAGAGAUCAAACAAAUCUGUGAUGAAAUGGAGGUGUGUUAUACAGGCGACACACUUACCCUGGACAGGGCGUUUCAUUCGGGUUUAAUACCUGCUUCUGUCUAUAUAGAGAUUCUACAUAGACAACAGACCUGUCAGGAUAUGAUGGAUCCUAAAUGUGCUGGAAAUGUGCCACCCCUAGAGCCUGAGGAAGAGUUUGGACCUUGUAAGAUCAAUAGGCUGAUAUUAAAGUGUCUCAGCAGAAAUGAAUCACCAGCAACAGGGAGAAAUAUUAACACUCUUAGGUCUAUUUUUCCUAGUUUAAGUGAUCAAGAGGUCAUGUCAAGGCUGCUGGAUGCUCAGUUAGGUGUUGGUGAUCCCAAAGAAGGUCAAAAUGUAACAGCUGAGAAGUCAGAGGAUGCUAGGAACCUCCAGAAUGGUGACAAGCUAAAGGUGGAUGCAGCCGUGCAGUGUGAUUUGCUCAGCUCUAGUAGCACACUCGUUGUACUUGGAAAUCAGCAGCAGUUUAUGGGACUUGUGUUGCCUCACUCUGGUGGAAUUCAAACUUUUUCCACCUCAUUUCAUUACCAUGAACAAAACACCACUGAUUAUACAAGCAGUGUGUUCGGUAAUUGGCAAAAGAUAGUGGCUUUUUACAUUCCAGAAACUUCAGAGAUACUAGACAUCACCUCAGCCAUUGAGAAUGGUUUGACUGACAGCUACACAGCAGAUGUUUUAAAAGCUAUAGAAAUUCCUGAUGUGUUCCCUGAUCUUGAUCAACUCCAUGAACACUUUUCUUCUUGGCUCAUGUAUAAAAAUCUAAGAGUUACUGGGUCCUAUCAAGAUGCAGAAAGUAUAAAAGUUGACAACAUCCCUAGUCCCACAGAAGCAAGGCAGUUAUUCAUCUCCUACCUAAUGAUGAACAGUUUCAUUGAUCUACAGUCAGGACAGAGGGUCGUAAUACUCGAUAAACAGCUGAGUAAAAUGAUAAACAUCUUCCUUGAAGAUGUGAUAUUUUCAAACACCAUCGAGAAUAAUGUAAGUUCUCUCAGCAUAAACAUGGGCAAUCCUUCAGAACAGUUGAUGAUAGAUGAGGAAACAGAAGUCGGGGAAAACACACCAACAUUUGAUCCCCAUGAUUUUGUUUCUUCAGGCAAUGGGAGGAUUACUUUUGAUGCACAAUCACAACGCACAUUUGACAUUCAUGAUUUAGUUUCUUCAGGAAACAGUAAGGUUACCCUUGAUGAAAAUACGUAUGUUUUUGUUUCCCCAGACAAUGAGAGAAUCAUUGUGAAUGAACAAUCACAGCACACAUUUGACCCUCAUGAUUUUGCCUCUUCAGGAAAUGGGAGAAUCUCCUUCAAUGAACAGUCACAAUACACAUUUGAUCCUCAUGAUUUAGUUUCUUCAGGAAUUGGAAGGAUCACCUUCAAUGAACAAUCUCAACACACAUUUGACCCUCACGAUUUAGUUUCUUCAGGAAAUGGAAGAAUCACCUUCAAUGAACAAUGUCAACACACAUUUGACCCUCAUGAUUUAAUUUCUUCAGGAAACGGAAGGAUCACCUUCAAUGAACAAUGUCAACACACAUUUGACCCUCACGAUUUAGUUUCUUCAGGCAAUGGGAGGAUCACCUUCAAUGAACAAUCUCAACACACAUUUGACCCUCACGAUUUAGUUUCUUCAGGCAAUGGGAGGAUCACUUUUGAUGCACAAUCACAACACACAUUUGACCCUCAUGAUUUAGUUUCUUCAGGGAAUGGGAGGAUAACCUUCAGCGAACAGUCACAACACACAUUUGACCCUCACCAUUUAGUUUCUUCAGGAAAUGGGAGAAUCACCUUCAAUGAACAAUCACAACACACAUUUGACUCUCAUGAUUUAGUUUCUUCAGGAAACGGAAGGAUCACCUUCAAUGAACAAUCUAAACACACAUUUGACCCUCAUGAUUUAGUUUCUUCAGGAAACGGAAGAAUCACCUUCAAUGAACAAUGUCAACACACAUUUGACCCUCACGAUUUAGUUUCUUCAGGCAAUGGGAGGAUCACCUUCAAUGAACAAUCUCAACCCACAUUUGACCCUCACGAUUUAGUUUCUUCAGGAAACGAAAGAAUCACCUUCAAUGAACAAUCUCAACCCACAUUUGACCCUCACGAUUUAGUUUCUUCAGGAAACGGAAGAAUCACCUUCAAUGAACAAUGUCAACACACAUUUGACCCUCACGAUUUAGUUUCUUCAGGCAAUGGGAGGAUCACCUUCAAUGAACAAUCUCAACCCACAUUUGACCCUCACGAUUUAGUUUCUUCAGGAAACGAAAGAAUCACCUUCAAUGAACAAUCUCAACCCACAUUUGACCCUCACGAUUUAGUUUCUUCAGGAAACGAAAGAAUCACCUUCAAUGAACAAUGUCAACACACAUUUGACCCUCAUGAUUUAGUUUCUUCAGGAAAUGGGAGGAUAACCUUCAGCGAACAGUCACAACACACAUUUGACCCUCACGAUUUAGUUUCUUCAGGAAAUGGGAGAAUCACCUUCAAUGAACAAUCACAAAAUAGAUUUGAUCCUAGUGAUUUUGUUUCCUCAGGAACUGGAAGGAUUAGCUUUGAUGAACAAUCACAGCACACAUUCGAUCCUCAUGACUUUGUUUCCUCAAACAAUGAGAAAAUUAACUUUGAUGAAAAUAUGCAGCAGACAUUUAAUCAUAAUGUUUUUGUGUCCUCAGACAAUGGGGGGAUCACUGUCAAUGAACAAUCACAGCACACAUUUGACCCUCGUGAUUUAGUUUCUUCGGGAGAUGGGAGAAUCACCUUCAAUGAACAAUCACAACACACAUUUGACCCUCAUGAUUUAGUUUCUUCGGGAGAUGGGAGAAUCACCUUCAAUGAACAAUCACAGUACACAUUCGAUCCUCAUGAUUUAGUUUCUUCAGGAAAUGGGAGGAUUACUUUUGAUGAAAAUACACAGCAGAUAUUUGAUCCUAAUGUUUUUGUGUCCUCUGACAAUGGGAGAAUUCCCCUCAGUGAACAAUCACAACACACGUUUGAUCCUCAUGAUUUUGUGUCUUCUGACAAUGAGAGAAUUCUCUUUGGUGAACAACCACAACACAUAUCUGAUCCUCCCAAUUAUGUUUCCUCAGACAAUUGGAGGAUUACCAUCAAUGAAAAAAUUAAUUCUGAUUCCACAGACACUGGCAUAGAGGAGAAAAGUAUGUCUCAAAAUACUACAUGCCAGACUAAGCCCGAUGAAUUUGCAGAAAGAGUUUGUGAAAGUAGUUCACAAACCGAUGUUGGAGAUACUCUCAAUGAAUGCCUUGAUAUUCCAGCUUCUGUAGAGAUGACAAUACUUUCCACAUUAACUUCUGUGAAAAACACAUAUGUUGGAUCAUUAACCACGAUGUGUCACUCUGAGUCUGCAGUGACGCCUAUCUCUCAGACACAAGAACCCUAUGAUGCUGAGUCAGUGUGCAGUGAAUCAAAAACUGUCAACUUGGUAGAGGGUGAACAUGAGGGAGACUAUGUACCAGAUGCACAAGUGGAGAACAGGGUGGGUUUAGAUGUCACCUCUGGGGGACAUCAUGACAUGGGUGGUGCUCUCAGUAAGGGCCUGCAGGACAGAACAAUACAGAAACAGCUUGAUCUACAGGCAGAUGAAAGGGGAAAUGUUGAAGUAGGUGAGGAGGAGUCUGUAUCUUUUUUAAAACAGAUACUGUCAGAUGGACCCGGGAUCUCAAAUAUUACUUUUCCUUCAAUAGAAGAGCAGCACCUCUUAAAAUCAGACUGCACUGUUAGUACUUGUGAGUCUUUGCAGUCUCGAUUAUUCACUGAUGCUGUUAAGAUCCUUAACGUAGACGUCAAAGCAGACUUGUUCCCAGAAGAAAAAGGCAACCAAUCCAUCUCUGUUGAUCAAAAUGUGGAUUUAAUUAGUAUAAAUGAAACUGAGAACACACAGGGGUCGACUGAAAGUAAGGUCACAGACAUUGUGCUGGAGGAGGAUGUUGAAGAGAAUGUUAGCACAUUAGAUUGUGUGACUAGAGGAAAUGGAGACGAGAGGAGUCAUUAUCUGCAAACCCUCCCUCCAUCUGUUUCUCCAGUGAGCUCACCCUCCACAUGGAAUCAGGAAACUAUGACGUGUAUCAGUCCUACAGACAAAUCGCCUUUACUGGCUGAAGACACUGACUCACUGGUCUUAAUCAAUUCCGACCUGGCAGAUAGAGCUACUGCAUCUGUUGAGAUAGAAAGUGCUACUCUAGCUACCCAGUCACGUCCAUCUACACUUAUCGACAAAACCUCCAACAACAACAACCCCGAUCCAGAAAGCCACUCUUAUCAUUCUAAUAAACCGGACAGCCCAUCUAUUCAUAUUGAUUCUUGCUUUACUGGAUACAAUUCCCCACUGGGUAAAGAGACAUUAAGAGAGAGUGAGUUAGAUGAGUCUUCUCCAAAUCACAAUGGAUUGUCUGAGGAAAGUAGAUGGAACAAUGACACAAAUGCUGUUCAGUCACCUGUUAACAAUGAGCAAAAUCGAAGUAUGUAUUACUCAUCAUCGGGGGAUUUGGUUGAAAGUGCAAUUACCUCAGUUUCUAGGGGUGACCAUAGCAACGACAAAAACAUUGCAGAUGAUGGCAGUCGAAUCACAUUACCUCAGUACACAGUGCUUCACUCUGAAAGUGAUUUUAGUGUUGGUUCUGAGCCCACGUUCUCUGAAAAUGGUGUGAGAUCUCAACAACAGAACUCCUCUCAGUUAGCUGUUGUUGUUUCCAGUGAAAUAACUGCAUCAAAUUUGAGCAAUCAUGAAGUUUCUUGUGACACACUUCUAACUGCUAAACAUCCAUUGGACUCAAAGCACAGUGGUUCAGAUGAGGCUGAGUUACACUUUGAGAGUUUUUCCCUAGAGAGACAACAUGAGGACCUUAUUAGCUGUUCUGAGCAGAUCUCAGUGUCAAGAAGUGAGACAGAAAAUGAAGAAAUUGAGGCAACUGUGUGCUGUUUACAUCUACCUUCUGCAUCAUCAGACAUCAUCUCAGGACCGUCUGAAACUAGCAUAAGAGAAAUGUCAGGAUCUGUUAUUCUACCAGAAGGGAAUGGAUUAGAAGUAAAAACUUCAGAAAAUCCACAGAAAGUGACUGAUGACUUGACACUCUCAGCUUCAUCGAUGUUUUCUAAUGCUGAGAGUACAUGUGGAGAUCACCUGGAGGGAAUGCUUAAAACAGACACUAAUGUUGGUGAAACUAAAGUCACUGACAGCAAUAUCAUCAGUAAUCCGGAUAGUCAAGAACCGAUCCUAGACGAUGGAGAGAUUUAUGAGGGAGACACAGCUCAUGAACUUGUAGAACGCAGUGAACCAGGUCUUCUCAUGGAUUUGCCAAAGCAAAAUACCUCUAGCUUGAACAACAGUGAACACAAAAAUCCAGUAUUAAUACAGCACAAAGUCUGUGAGAAGACAGAAGAGCCAGAUGACCCAAAUAUACAGCUGCAAACACUGCAACAUCUCAAGACGGUGUCCUUAAGCCAGGAACUUUCAGUGCGUCAGGAAGUGAUGGACACUCUUAGCGGUGCUCUGGGAGGUGAAUCUCAGGAAGAUCAGCAGGAGCACAAAGAGGCAGAGGAUGAGGGCUCAGCAGAAGAAAACCUGGAUCUCAGUCACAAACCAUCUCAGUUGUCUACUGACUCAGAUGCCUGCAAAGUUGUGGAGAUCAGAAAUAAGCUGGUUUCCAUCCAGGAUUUCUUAGAGUGUGUUGGGAAACUCCAGGAUCACGCUGACAUUUUAGAUGAUGUGAGAAAAGACCUUUUAAUCCACACACCCACUGGAAAAAACAUGGAAGAGCUGCAGCUCCAAAUCGAGGAAUGUCAGUCUCUAGAGUCCCAACUGUCUAAAUUGGCUGGUGGUCUGGCAGUUGAUGUGGAAAAAGCAAAAUGGCUCCUAAAUUCUGCUCAUGAUGACAUCCCCAUACAAAUCCACCAAGAUCUGGCCUCAAUGUAUCUGCAAUUAGAGCCAAAUUUCACCACUGUUUCCCAACAGUGUGCUGAAAAGAAUCACUCAUUAAUUCAAGCAAUGGAAACACAGAAGGGUCAUUUGGAAUCGAUGUACCAGAAACACCUCAGUGAUCUUGAGGAACUUGCUGGCCUCAUCCAAAAUGAAUCUGAGAUUCAGGGCAUGGAUUUGAACUCAUGUGAUGUGGACAUGCUGAAACAUUGUAUCCAGCAGAACAAGGAUACAGAAAGCAACUUUCUAAAUGAAGCUAGAUACAAUUUGGAGGAUGUCACGUUUGAUAUCCAGAGCUUUAUUUCUGAGCACGCUCAGUUCUUGAGUGCCACUCAGAGCAGCUCACUUCUGAAGUUCCUCAGCACCACUCAGCGAGCUCUGCGGGACCAAACUGAGAAACUUGUUACACGGAGGACAACCUUAGAGGUCCUACUGGACAAAAGAGAGCAGGAAAACCAUGUGAAGUCUUUAUUGGAGAAGCACAAGGAGUUCACAGAGAAAUUAGAGGAAAUGUGUGAUAAUCUCACCUUGACUGAAAACCGCCUGAUUGGUCAUCAGCAACAGACUGAAAGCGCUGAGAGCGUCACAGAUCUGCAGCAGUACCAGCAUGAGCAUCAGGCUCUACAAAAAGACGUACUGACAGAUGCCAGUGCCUUGAAUGAGGUCAUCGCCAGUACUAAAAAUUUUCUGGAAGAAAACCGGAACAAGUUGAUGCCAGAUCAAAUCGCCGUCAUUGAAAGCAAGUUGGAAGAGGCUAAAAGCAAAGCCAAGCUCAUCAACCAGCGGGCUGAGGAGUCCAGAAAAGAUCUGGAGAAGGUUGUUACCACAGCCAUAAAACAGGAGAGUGAAAAGGCAGCAGCUGUUGAGCGACUUGAAGAAAGUAAGAACAAAAUCGAAGGUCUUCUAGACUGGAUAUCUAACAUUGGCAGUGAAAAAGAGAGCAGCUUGAAUCAAAGUGACCCUUUAAGCAACGAGAAUGGAAACCUGCCAGAGCAAACCUCCACUAAGGGACUGAUAGGCGAGAAUGACGAUGCCAACGGAAAUGCUUUGGAGACCACUGAAAAUGAUUCUGGCAGAGAGACCCAAGGCAAUAAGAACGCCUCCAUGGACCUCAAUAAGCAGUAUGACAGGGUCAAGGCUCAUCAUCAGGAGAUUCUGUCCCAGCAACAGGAUCUAAUCAUGGCCACCCAGUCUGCUCAGGCUCUGCUCGAGAGGCAAGCCAACGUUCUGUCCCCAGAGGAGAAGGACAAACUGCAGAAGAACAUCCAGGAACUGAAGGGACGCUACGAGGCCUCGCUGACACAGGCUGAGCAGCAGAUGAAGCAUGUGCAGUGUGUGCAGGAGGAGCUGAAGAAGUUCCAGGAUGACUGUGAGGAGUUUGAGGGCUGGUUGAAUCAGUCCGAGGGAGAGAUUCAGGGACUGGGUGCUCCUGCAGCCUCCCUCAAUAUCCUCAGUGACAAACUGCAGCGACAGAAGAGCUUUUCAGAAGAUGUGAUUUCCCACAAAGGGGACCUUCGCUUCAUCACCAUUUCAGGACAGAAAGUACUGGACGUGGCUAAAGCCUGUGGAAUGGGUGACCCUGCAGCUAAAAACCCACUGUUGGACGUGGACACUUCAGGAACAUGUUCCACUGUCAAGGAUAAACUGGACUCAGCAGCAAGUCGAUACAAAGCACUUCAUUCACAGUGCAAUCAACUUGGCAACAACCUCAAAGACGUGGUUGACAAGUACAAGAAAUACGACGACUCCAGCGCUGGUCUUUUGAAGUGGCUUAACAUUUCAGAGGAGGAGGCGAGGAAGCAGCAAUCAGAUGCCAUAGCAGCCGAACCUCAAACACUACAGAAACAGCUAGAAGAGACCAAGGCCCUGCAAGGACAAAUGACAGGACAUCAGACUUCUGUUGACACACUACGCAAAAUAGCGGAGUCUUUGAUAACAUCGGAAGGAGAUCUGCUGAGCAACCCGGAGGAAAUCCAGGAGACAGUAGAUGACAUAACGGAGCGCUACGACAACCUGUCUAAGUCUGUCAGUGAUCGAAAUGAGAAACUGCAGAUCACUCUGACUCGCUCCAUGAGUGUCCAGGACGGUUUGGAUGAAAUGAUGGCAUGGAUGGAGGGAGUGGAGGCCAGUGUCAAAGAGAAGGAACAAAUUCCCCUGGACUCUGCAUCUAUUGGAGAUAUCCUCAGCAAAGAAGCGGCAUUAGAGCAGGACAUAGCAAGUCGGCAGAGCAGCAUCACAGCCAUGAAAGCCAAGUUGAAGAAGUUUGUGGAGACCGCAGACCCGUCCGCCGCCGUGCUCCUGCAGUCAAAAAUGGAUGCUCUCUCUCAGCGCUUCUCCGAUGCUUGUUCCACGCACAAGCAAAAGGUUUCCCAACUGGAGCAGCUGAAAGAAAAAGUGGGACAGUUUGAGACGGUUGCAGAUAAAGUUCAGGAGUUUGUUGUGAAGCGUUUACAAGAUCUGCAUGAGACGGACGGUCCAGGAAAAACGUUCAAUGAGCUGUCUCAACUAAUGCAGAGUACUAAAGCUGAGAUGGCUGAACAUGCCAGUGAUUUGGUGAAGCUGCAGACACUCUCCAAAGAACUCACUGAAAUAAGUCCUGAUGGUAACAAAGCCCAGAUCCAGAGCAAGAUGGACAACAUCUCAAACAUUUUCACCACCUUUAAAGACACUGUCCAAGAAAAAGAGCAUGAGGUAUCAUCCUGCCAGGACCAGUUGGGAGAGUUCAGAUCUGCAGCCAGUGUGCUCACCAAGUGGCUAGAGGAAACAAACGAGAGAGUACCUGCUGUUCAGCCAAGCGGCAACGAGAAAAGUCUGGAGAAGGAGCUGCAGACAGUCACUGAGCUUUUAGAUGAAUGGACAUCCAAAGACCCUGAUGUCCAAGACCUGAACAGUAAAGGAUCGGCUCUGUGUAGCCUCAUCACUUCCCUCACAUCUCCUGCCAAAACAAAGACAACCAACAAGUCAGCUAUUACUAACGGUGGUUGUCCGGUGAGCCAUUCCUACCUAACUAAUAAAGAGCUGAUGGGAAUUCAGCAGAACAUGUCAUUCGUCAACGAGGGAUACGCAAGCCUAGGGGAAGUGCUAAAGAGUCGAGCGACAGAGCUGAGUAGCUCGGUGCGCGAUGUAAAAGAAGCCCAAAAGGACACGGAGGACAUGAUGACAUGGCUGAAGGACAUGAAGACGACUGCAGCAUCGUGGAACAAUGCAGCCACAGAGAGAGAUUCAGUCAAGACACAGCUUGAGCAGCAGAAGGCAUUUGAAGGCGACAUGAAACAGAGGGAGGAGCAGCUCCAGAAGCUCAGAGAGAAGCUCCUCAACUUGAUUAAGACUCAUCCAAACUCCCCGGAGGCAGCAAAGUGGAAGCAGAUGUUGGCAGAAAUAGAUGCUGGCUGGACAGAUAUCAGCGGCUCUGUAGAGCAGAGGAAGCAGCACCUGGAGCAGUCCAACAAGAAUUUGGACAUCUUCCAAACAGCUGAGCUGCAGCUCAGUCAGUGGCUCUCAGAGAAGGAGCUGAUGAUGAGUGUCCUUGGGCCCCUUUCUAUUGACCUGAACAUGCUUAAGAUGCAGAAGCAGCAAGUUCAGAUUCUCCAGAAUGAAUUUAAGAGCCGUAAACCUCAAUAUGAGCAACUUGAGGAAGCAGCCUCUGCCAUCCUGAGUACCUCGGGCAACCAGGACCCUUCUAAUGGAAAACAGGUGAGGGAGCAGCUUGUUGUCAUCACCCAAAAGUGGCAAGGCCUCACAGAGCAGCUGGACCAGAGAGACAGCCUCAUCGACCAGGCUGUGGUGAAGACUGGACAGUUUCAGGAGUUACUGAAGACUCUGAGUCACUCUGCCACUCAGCUGGAGAGUCAGCUCACCAACCAUCAAGGCCACAGCACCCAGCCUGAUGCUGUGAAGAAGCAGCUGGAGGACGUCCACAACAUCUCUGCUCAGCUGAGAGAGGAAAGGAAAAAUCUGAAGGAGGCUGAGGCCAUCAACGCAGAGCUCACAGCGAUGGUGACAGAGGAUUAUCUAAAAGCAGACUUGGCCAGGCAGCUGGACAGCAUCAGCAAGCCUUUCAAACAGCUGGAGGAGAAAGCAGCAAAACGGAUCGAGCAGCUGAACUCGACCUUUGCCAGCUCUCAGCAGUUCCAUCAGACCUCCAAAGACUUCCAGUCAUGGCUCGGUGAGAAGCUCCAGGACCAGUCUAAGCCCCAGGCCAUCUCUGCCAAAGUGGACGUUCUGCAACAAUCGCUGGAUGAGCACAGUAAACUCCAGAGGGCACUCAGCGAACAUGAAGAGAUUUAUAACACAAUUGUUGGGGAAGGGGACAUGCUUCUGCAAAAUACCGAUGGUGCAGAGAAGUUGGCACUUCAAGGGCAGCUUACCACCCUCCUUUCUAACUGGGAGGAGGUAAAAAGAAGCUCUGCUGAACAGGGUGACAAACUGCAAACUGCUCUACAGAAAUCUCUGAAGUAUCAGGAGCAUGCAGAGAAUCUGAGCUCAUGGAUUCAGGAGUGUGAAGCUAGUAAGGGCAGAGUCAAACUCACCACUGACCCCGUGGCUGCCGAGAGCUCCAUUUCUCAAGUUAAAGCUCUGCAGAAGGAUGUUGACAAGCACAGGAGGAUGGUGGAGCAACUAGACACGGCUGCAGAAAGCCUUCUGGAGGUGGCUACUGUAGACACACAACCUAUAAAAGAGGAAAAGGCUACUCUUGGCAAAAGAGUGGACAGUUUAGUCGAGGAUCUGCAGAGCAAGAGGGAGUCUCUGGAGAAGAUUUCACACACAGUUAAAGAAUUUAAUGAUGCCUACAGAGAAGCGAAGGGCCAGCUCGAGGGAGCUAAGAAGCACAUGGAUUCCUAUGAAUCACAGGGAGUUCAGGGUCACAGCAACAAGAACUUGACCAACAUGAAAGCUCAGCAAAAAAGUUUAGAGGGAGUGCAGAACCAAGUAGAGCACAUGAAGAGCUUGGCCAAGGACCUUGUAGUAAAUAUCCCAGACGCUGAUGGUGUGACCGAUCUCUUACUGCAGGCUGACAGUAUCGAAAAAGACUACAGUAACUUAAAUGAGAAACUAGAUGAGACAUGCCAAGUGUUGGAGGGUAAACUGCAGGGUAUUGGACAGUUCCAAAUCAGCAUUCGUGAGAUGUACACCCAGUUCACAGACCUCGAUGAUGAGCUGGACAGCAUGGCUCCUGUGGAUCUUGACCUGGCCCCUCUGAAAGAGCAGCAGGUGUCCAUCCAAAGCUUUGUGUCCAAGCUGCAGGAGCUGAUGGCCAACACAGCCAAUGCCGGAGACAGCUGCAAAAAGAUGCUUGAAACUGAAACCUCGCCUGACCUGUUAGGCCUGAAGAGAGAUCUGGAUGCUCUGAGUAAGCAAUGUGGGAAACUGCUAGACAGAGGCAAAGGCAGAGAGAUGCAGGUGCAAAGUACACUCACCAAGCUGGAGGAGCUGUACGACAAACUCCACCAAAUGGAAAAGAAACUUUGCACGGCUGUGGAGAAGGAGGCAACCCAGGAGGCAGUUGGCAUGGAGACAGACGUCAUCAACCACCAGCUGGAGGCCUUUAAGGCAUUCCAGAAAGAGCACAUUGAUGCUUUGCAGACACAGCUUCAAGACAUCAACUCCCUCAGUCAGGGCCUGAUCCAAACCGCUGCCAAAGGCACCAGCACCAAGAAGCUUGAGGAUGACCUGGAGGGCGUCAACACAAAGUGGAAUACUCUUAAUAAAAAGAUUGCUGAACGUUCAGCCCAACUGCAUGAAGCCCUGUUGCAUUGUGGGAGGUUCCAGGAUGCUCUGGAGUCCUUGCUCAGCUGGUUGACCGAUACAGAAGAGCUCGUGGCCAAUCAAAAACCGCCUUCUGCAGAGUUCAAAGUGGUGAAGGCACAGAUUCAAGAGCAGAAACUCUUACAGAGACUGUUGGAUGACCGAAAGCCGACAGUGGAGCUCAUAAAAAAAGAGGGAGGGAAGGUCGCGGAGCUGGCAGACUCUGUGGAUAAGGAGAAGGUUGCUAAAGAGAUUGAAUGCCUUGGGCAGAGGUGGGACGCUCUUCUCAAGAAAGCUGGAAACAGGCAAAAGCAACUAGAGAGCAUCCUGGUGGUCACCCAGCAGUUCCAUGAGACUCUUGAGCCCCUGAGCGAGUGGCUCGCUGUCACAGAGAAGCACUUGGCAAAUUCUGAGCCCAUCGGCACGGAGACAUCAAAGCUGAAAGAUCAGAUCUCUCAGCACAAGGCCUUAGAGGAGGAGAUUAUGAAUCACAGUAAAGACCUGUUGCAGGCGGUCAGUGUGGGUCAGAUGCUCAAAUCUGUGAGCUCAGUGGAUGAUAAGGAGUUUGUUCAGUCUAAACUGGAUUCCACCCAGGCCAGUUACAUAGAGCUCCAGGAGCGAUGCAGAAGGAAAGCUGAGAUGCUGCAGCAGGCUCUGGCAAACGCCCAGCUGUUUGGAGAAGAUGAAGUGGCUCUAAUGAACUGGCUCCACGAGGUGCACACCAGACUGGGUGAAGUGUCCGUGGAGGACUACAAAGCAGAGGUUCUUGAAAAGCAGCUGGCAGAACAACGGGAACUUCAAAGUGAUAUUGUAUUGAGGAAGAAGAAUGUUGACCAAGCCAUCUCCAAUGGGAUGGAGCUACUGAAGCAAACAACAGGCGACGAGGUGGUUGUUAUCCAAGGUAAACUGGAUGGUAUAAAAAGCAAAUAUGCCGAGAUCAGCUCCAUGAGUGACGGCGUUUUGAAGACACUGGAACGUGUUUCGAGUCUCUCAUCUAAGCUGCAACACACUCAUGAGGACCUGAACUCCUGGCUGGAGAAAGUGGAGGCUGAGAUCAGUGCUUUUGCUGCUCAGGAGCCAGUGGGAGAGCAGCUUGUCCAUGCACAAGACAGACAAAAUGCCUUGCUAAAGGAAACCAAAGACCACAAAUCUAUGAUGGACAAGCUGAAUGAGCUGAGCGGCUCCCUCCUGGAUCUGAUCCCCUGGCACACUCGUGAGGGUCUGGACAAGCUGGUAACUGAGGAUAACGGGCGGUACAGAGCCGUGCGUGACACCAUCACCCAGCAGGUUGACCAGAUCAAUGCUGACAUUCUCAAGUCACAGCAGUUUGAACAGGCAGCAGAUACUGAACUCUCCUGGCUCUCUGAAGCUGAGAGGAAGCUGCUGUCAAUGGGUGAGAUCAGACUGGAGCAAGAUCAAAACUCAGCUCAGCUCCAAGCACAGAAGAUUUUCUCCAUGGACAUCAUGAGGCACAAAGAUGCUGUGGAUGAGAUCGUGAAAACAGGAAAGGCCAUCAUGAGCAGCAAAAAAACAGAGGAGAAAGACAUUUUGGAGGCCAAGACCGAGACUCUUUUGGAGAAGUACAGUGUCGUGAGUCAGCUGAACUCGGAGCGUUGUCUCCAGCUGGAGCGAACCCAGUCACUGGCCAGUCAGUUCUGGGAGACCUAUGAGGAGAUGUGGCCAUGGCUUCAGGAAACCAUGACCACCUUCAGCCAGCUGCCCACUCCUGCCAUCGAGUAUGACACACUCAGGCAGCAGCAGGAGGAACUCAGGCAAAUGAGGGAGCUGAUUGCUGAGCACAAGCCCCACAUUGACAAGAUGAAUAAGACCGGGCCUCAGCUGCUGGAACUGAGCCCAGUGGAGGGAGUGCCCAUCAGAGAGAAGUACACAGCUUCUGACCAACUUUACACCAACCUGAAGGCCGACGUCAAGCAGAGAGCGGCCACACUAGACGAAGCCAUCUCCAAAUCCACUCAGUUCCAUGAUAAAAUUGACCCCAUGCUGGAGUCACUGGAACGCAUCGCUGAACGCCUGCGCCAGCCUCCGUCCAUCUCAGUGGAGGUGGACAAGAUUAAGGAGCAGAUUAGUGAAAACAAGGCCGUCUACAUGGAUUUGGAGAAACUGCAGCCUUCUUAUGAAACACUGCGGCAGCGAGGCGGGGAGAUGAUUGCGCGGUCAGAAGGGGCAGACAAGGACAUGUCUGCCAAAGCCGUACAAGACAAAAUGGACCAGAUGGUGGUUCUGUGGAACGACAUCCACACCUUGCUGGAGGAGCGCGAGUCGAAGCUGCUGGAUGUGAUGGACUUGGCAGACAAGUUCUGGUGCGACCACAGUGCUCUCAUCAUUACCAUCAAAGACAGCGAGGACCUGCUGAGGGAGCUGGAGGAGCCCGGAGUCGAUCCUUCGGUCGUCAAACAGCAGCAGGAGUUUGUGGAGGGAUUUAAGGAGGAGAUUGACGGGCUGCAGGAAGAGCUUGAUGUGGUUCAAAACCAAGGGGCGGAGCUUAUGACUGCCUGUGGAGAGCCUGAUAAACCCGUGAUAAAGAAAAGUCUUGAUGAGGUGAAUUCAGCAUGGGAACAUCUCAAUAAGACCUGGAAGGAGAGAGGAGAGCAGCUGGAAGAAGCCAUGCAGGCUGCUGUGCAGUUUCAAGAUGGCCUGCAGGGAAUGUUUGACUGGGUGGAUAUUAUGGAGAGCAAACUGGAUUCAAUGUCACCUGUAGGCACAGACCUGGAAACGGUGAAGCAGCAGAUUGUAGAACUCAAGGAGUACAAAGGAGAGGCGUACCAGCUGCAAAUUGAGAUGGAACGCCUCAACCACCAGGCAGGUCUCCUGCUGAAGAAGGUGACGGAGGAGGCCGAUCGUUGCGCCAUCCAGGAGCCAAUGUCUGAGCUCAAGAUGCUCUGGAACAACCUGGACGAGAAGAUCAUCAGUCGACAGCACAAACUGGAGGGAGGCCUUCUGGCUCUGGGCCAGUUCCAGCAUGCACUGGACGAGCUGCUGGCAUGGAUGAGCCACACUGAGGAGCUGCUCAAUGAACAGAGGAAGGCUGGAGGAGACCCCAAAGCUAUCGAGAUAGAGCUCGCCAAACACCAUGUUCUUCAGAUUGACGUGUUGGCUCAUAAAACGACAGUAGAGACCGUGAACAAAGCUGGUAAUGAUCUGGUGGAGUCCAGCGCCGGCGAGGAAGCCUCUAGUCUGCAGACUAAACUGGAGAACCUGAAUCAGCAGUGGAAAGCCAUCCAGGAGAAGACAGAGCAGAGGAAGCAACAGCUGGAGAGUGCUCUGCUUCAGGCCCAAGGUUUCCAUGGUGAGAUAGAAGAUAUGCAGCAAUGGCUGAAAGACACAGAACGUCAGCUGUUGGCAUCAAAGGCUGUGGGAGGCUUACCAGACACGGCCCGGGAGCAGCUUAACGUCCAUCUGGAGUUGUGUUCUGCCUUGGAGGUGAAGGAGGAGCUGUAUCAGGAGCUGUUGAACAAAGGUCACCAGCUGCUCAUGAUGACGCCCGAGGGUCCCGAUAGCAACCUGGAGCAGGACCUCGCGAACCUGAAGGAGAAAUGGGAAGCGGUGCAGGGGAAGGUCACUGACAGAAAGGUGAAACUGGAAGAAGCGUUGACGGUGGCCACAGAUUUCCACAACUCUCUGCAGGACUUUAUCAACUGGCUCACCCAAGCCGAGCAGACGCUCAACAUGGUUUCGCCCGCUUCUCUCAUUCUGGAGACCAUCAUGUUUCAGAUUGAUGAGCAUAAGAUAUUUGUGACUGAGGUGAACUCCCACAGAGACCACAUCAUCGAGCUGGACAAGACAGGCACACAUUUGAAGUACUUCAGCCAGAAACAGGAUGUCGUGCUGAUCAAGAACUUGCUGCUCAGCGUGCAAGGCCGCUGGGAGAAGCUGGUGCAGCGGUCUGUUGAGCGAGGUCGACUGCUGGACGACAGCAGGAAGAGAGCCAAACAGUUCCAUGAAACUUGGAAUAAACUGAUGGAGUGGUUGGAUGAAUCUGAGAAGACUCUGGACUCAGAAGUGGAAAUUGCUAAUGAGCCAGACAAGAUCAAGAUGCAGCUGACGCAGCACAAGGAGUUCCAGAAAUCACUGGGGAGCAAACACUCUGUGUACGACACCACCUCUCGAACAGGACGGGCCCUGAAAGACAAGACAUCUCUUCAGGAUGAUAAUCAGAAGCUGGAUGACAUGCUGAGUGAACUGAGGGAUAAAUGGGACACAGUCUGUGGCAAAUCAAUCGAAAGACAAAACAAGCUGGAGGAGGCCUUGUUGUUCUCGGGCCAGUUUACUGUUGCUCUUCAGGCUCUCAUCGACUGGCUGUACAGAGUGGAACCUCAGCUGGCUGAGGACCAGCCCGUACAUGGAGACAUAGACCUGGUUCUCAACCUGAUAGACAACCACAAGGUUUUCCAGAAGGAGAUGGGAAAGAGGACGGUAAGCGUUCAGGCCCUCAAACGUUCAGCAAGAGAGUUGAUUGAGAGCAGUCACAAUGACUCGUCCUGGGUCAAAGUGCAGAUGCAGGAGCUGAGCACUCGCUGGGAGACAGUGUGCAACCUCUCAGUGUCCAAACAGGCUCGGCUGGAACAGGCCUUGUGUCAGGCUGAGGAGUUUCAUUCUACGGUUCACAUCCUGCUGGAAUGGCUGGCUGAGGCUGAGCAAAGUUUGCGUUUCCAUGGCAGCCUGCCUGAUGAUGAGGAGGCACUGCGGGCACUUAUUGAACAACACAAGGAGUUCAUGAAGAAACUGGAGGAAAAACGAGUGGCUCUGAGCAAAUCCCUCAGUAUGGGGGAGGCUAUUUUGACCAUCUGCCACCCAGACUCUAUCACAACCAUCAAACACUGGAACACCAUCAUUAAAGCCCGCUUUGAAGAGGUGCAGGCCUGGGCCCGGCAGCACCAGCAGCGUCUGACCACAGCCCUCAGUGAGAUGUUGACCACCCAGGAGCUGCUGGAGAAUCUGCUGACCUGGCUACAGUGGGCUGAGAGCAACCUCAAUGAUAAGGACAAGGAGGUGCUGCCGCAGGAGAUAGAAGAGAUCAAAAGUCUCAUAGCCGAACAUCAGGCUUUCAUGGAGGAAAUGACCAGGAAGCAACCAGAUGUUGACAAAAUCACUAAGACGCACAAACGGAAGACUGCUUUGGAACCCCAAAACCAGAAAACUCAGAUCCCAGUCCUUGACAAAGGAAGAACUGGAAGAAAACGUUCUCCCACACAAACAAUGUAUGCGUCAGCAACACAAGCUCCCAUUGAAACUAAGGACCCCCGGGUCAACCUGCUGGUCACUAAGUGGCAGCACGUUUGGCUGCUGGCUCUGGACAGGAGGAGGAAACUCAAUGAUGCCUUAGACAGACUGGAGGAGCUUAAGGAAUUUGCAAACUUUGACUUUGACGUGUGGCGGAAGCGCUACAUGCGCUGGAUGAACCAUAAGACGUCUCGCGUCAUGGACUUCUUCCGUCGCAUUGACAAAGAUCAAGACGGCAAAGUGACCCGACAGGAGUUCAUAGAGGGCAUCCUCUCCUCCAAAUUUCCCACCAGCCGUCUGGAGAUGAGCGCUGUGGCAGACAUUUUUGACAGAGACGGCGACGGAUACAUUGACUACUACGAGUUUGUAGCCGCUCUUCAUCCCAACAAAGAGGCCUACAAACCCCUGACUGAUGCAGACAAAAUCGAAGAUGAGGUGACGCGUCAAGUGGCAAAAUGCAAAUGUCCAAAGCGGUUCCAAGUGGAGCAAAUUGGUGCCAACAAAUACCGGUUCUACCUUGGAAACCAGUUUGGUCUGGUUCACUGCUUACAUGACUCCUUAAUCGGCGAUGAGACAAUAGCAAACAGGGAAAAUCAAAAUCUUACCCCCCACCUACACGUUGCAGUGUUGGAAAGCUGUAUUCUGUUCGGAGACUCUCAGCAGCUUCGCCUGGUGCGUAUUUUACGUAGCACGGUGAUGGUGCGGGUUGGCGGAGGCUGGAUGGCUCUGGAUGAGUUCCUGGUAAAGAACGACCCCUGUCGAGUUCAUCACCACGGGAGCAAAAUGUUGCGCUCGGAGUCAAACUCUUCCAUAACUCAGUCUCCUAUAGGUUGGCAAAUCUCUCACUUUCUCACCUCGCUCCAUGAACCCACCUGUGCCAAAGGCAGAACCAACCUGGAGCUGCGAGAGAAGUUCAUCCUCCCAGAAGGCACCACCCAGGUGAUGGCGAGCUUCCGCUAUCGAGGCCGGAGAUCCCGGCCGUCGUCUAGAGGAGCUUCUCCAAACAGGUCCACCUCCAGUCAGAGCUGCCCUUGCCCAGCAAACCCAGCAGCGACCAGUACACCCAAGACUCCCCAACAAAUAAGCCGCAAUUAUGAUAAGCCCUGGCUUACAAACAGCAAAACCUCCACUCCUCUUAAAUCAUCAGACUCCUUUGGGAGCCAAACUUCGUCCUCAGAGAUUACACCUGUCCAAGGCAGCAAAUUACGUCUUCCAGGUUAUUUGUCAGGUAAAGGAUUUCAAUCCAGCGAAGAGGGAACCUUGAUCAGUGCUGCCGUACUGAAAGCUCGAGCACAGACUCUAGGUGAGUCAAGAAAGAAUUCCAGCCGACCUGGAAGUAAAGCCGGAAGCAGAGGAAGCAGCCGCAGAGGCAGCGACGCCUCUGACUUUGACAUCUCGGACAUCCAGUCCGUGUGUUCGGACGUGUCCGAGACGGUCGGCGAGAGCAGCAGAGCGACGCCGCGCUCUGCUUCCCGCCAGCACGGAGGAAAACCCUCCAAGAUCCCCACUCCUCAAAGAAGAACCACUCCCACGAGCAAACUGGCCAAAGGAUCCAAGCGAUAGUCGGUGGCCUUGAAAACACAACCCAGAAACUAGAUGCACCCUAAAAACCUAAAGGACACUGGAGAUAUCUAACUUAAAAGACUGCAAAUGUGUUGAGUGUUAUUUAAAUUGUUUGCGAAGAUGUAAGAUAUUCUGUCGAGAGGCAAUGUGGUUUUAAUUUUAUGUGAGAAUGGAUAGUGUUUUUUCUUUCUUUUUUUAUGUAUUUUAUUUUUGUGAAAAAGAAAUGUCAAUUUGAUUUUGUUGUAUUUUAUUUUAUUGACGAUAAAAACCUGUAGAGGUUUGAAGAACACUAGAAAACCUGGGUAUGACUAUGUUGUACUGUUAACUUACAUUUCUACACACUAAUGAAGGACAACACGCAGGAUAGUGCUGAGAGUUACUGAAUAGACUGUAAUUAAUGUAUGCUGAUGUUUGGAGUAGAUGGUACAUUAUGGUACCAUUUCAGGCACUGCAGUUAACUAUUUAAGUGCUAUGAUCAUACUGCCAACAUGCAUUUAAAGGGCAAUGCAAUAUACUACAAAGAAAACCCCUGUAAGCACUGCAGAAACCUUUGAAAAAACACUAUUUAAAACAAGUAGCAGAAACCUCGUAAUCAUGAAGCUUUCAAGUCCUGUUUGUUUGUUUGUUUGUUUGUCAGCAGCUGCUCUCCUCGUUUCGUUUGAUCACUGCGCAGCAGCGCGUGCAGUGGCCUCGACGAGGUGCCACUUCACGUAGACGUUGUCGUGCACAUCUAUGUCAAUGUAUGUUUAAUUUCGGUAGAGCUGAAAUUGUUACUGUAACAUUACUUUGUAAUAAACCUGCUUGCAGAAAGCCACCAGGGAACUGGUGUGAACCACGCAA